AUGUCAAAAAACCAAGCCCCACGCAAGCACCCAAAAACAGGUCUCCGCUCUUCAACAACACGAAAAGUCGCCAUACAUGCUUAUGAGUGUGAAAACAAUUUAGACUCAGACUCUUCGGAAUCUUCCGACACACGCACGAAAACUAAACCCCUCUCAUCAAAUCUACACAAGAGAAAACGGAAAGCUAGGAGCAGCUCUACCGUCCACCAAACGACAUUGACUCACAUAAUUCAUUCUUGUUUCCAAGAUCACCCCGUUCUUCCAUUUACGGAAGAGAACAAUGUCGCCUCGACAACACCUGGUGAAAUACAAGCACCAAGUCCGGAACUGAUAGACAGAAGAGGACGAGGCAGUACAGAAUUCAAGUUGGAUGACGAGACCGUGGGUAAGAUAUGUCGGGACUUGGUCCAGCUGGGCAUAGAACUGCGCGAGAAUGCCCGCAAGCAGAUUCGCUGCAUUAAUCAAGUGGAAGAUAUUGACAAAGGUCAUACAUUUUCAAGUGGGGGCUAG
Molecule: messenger RNA, 510 nt
Organism: Fusarium graminearum PH-1
Lineage: Eukaryota; Fungi; Ascomycota; Sordariomycetes; Hypocreales; Nectriaceae
Exons: 1
Coding region: 1-510 (169 amino acids)
Source: RefSeq, a predicted model, not a curated record